AUGGGAAUCGAUUCUUUAUUAAAAGCUCUGAAGUCAGUAACAAAGCCCAAACAUAUUUCUGAAUAUUAGAAUAAGAAAAUAGCUGUGGAUACAUAUUGCUGGUACUUUGAGCACUUAUAGUUUAGGUUACAUAAAGGGAUAUUUUUGUGUGCUUAGGAAUUAUCAGAUGGCAGAGAGACAAAUGAGCAUAUUAAUUAUUGCCUAAAAAAAGUAGAGUUGCUCAAAAAAUAUAAUAUUACUGUUGUUAUGGUAUUUGAUGGUGCAAAACUGCCAAGCAAGAAGACUACAGAGGAAGAGCGGGAAAAAAAGAGGAAUGACAACCUAUAAAAGCAUUUAGAAUUUAAGUAACAAGGGGAAAAAGACAAAGCUUAUUAAAAAUUGGUUGAAUCUAUAGAUGUUACUCCUCAAAUGGCAUCUAAAUUAUUGGAAGCAUUGAGAAUCAGGAAUAUUGAAUGCAUCGUCGCUCCAUAUGAAGCAGAUGCUCAAUUAGCGUAUCUAUCUUUAACAGAAUAUGUUGAUGUCAUCAUAACCGAAGAUUCCGAUCUUAUUGCUUAUGGAGCGAAAAAAGUGCUUUAUAAAUUGGACAAAUUUGGGUAUGGUGAAGAGAUUGAUUACAAUUCUAUUUCAUCAUGCACUGAAUAUAAUUUUUAGAAUUGGCAUCAUUAAAAAUUUCUCACUUUCUGUAUCUUAUCAGGUUGUGAUUAUUUGAGUUCAUUAAGUGGAAUAGGGAUAAAAAGAGCCUAUCAAAUAGUAGCAACUUCAUAAAAUUAUAAAUAAGCCAUUGAUAAUCUACAGAGGAAAUAAAAGAUCACUGUUCCUUUUGAUUAUGUUGAAUAGUUCGAGAAAGCAUAUCUAACCUUUCUAUUUUAGAGAGUGUUUUGUCCAGUUCAAAGAAAAAUGGUCUCAGUGAAUACCUUUGAUACUGAUCUCUUAUAUUCUCAAAUGAAAUCUUUAUUGGAAGGCAACCUUGAUUUCUUAGGUAAUGUUUACACAGACACCUUGAUUCAAGACAUAGCAGAUGGUAAAAUCUGCCCAUAAGAUUUAAAACCAUAUUCAUAAUCAUCUAAGAAUUUAAAAUACUAAAAUAUGGAAAAUAAGUAUCAAAAUGAUAAUAACGAAUUAGAUAUACCAACAUUCGGCAAGGAUAAAAAUGUUUAAGUUUUCAAAUUUAUUAAAAAAUCAUAAUCUACAAAAAUAAAUCCAGAAGAAAAUGCUGAAAGAGUAGAAGACUAAAAAAUUAAACCCCAAUCCUAAGUGAUUCAUUCAAAAUAGACUGAAAUUAACGAAAAAUCUCAAAUUGAAUAAUAAUUAUAUAACUACGAAUAAAGUAAUAUAUUUUCUAGUUAACAGGAGACACUAAAAUAAAAAUCCUUAUUUAACACUAACAUUUUAGCCAAUGAACAAAAGAAGAAGUAGUCUAAAAUCGUUAUAAAACAUGAAUAAAAAAGAAUUAACGAAUAUUUCCAAUCCUCUUUUAAACCAUUCAAACCACCCUCGUCUCACAUUUAGAAAUAAUAUUAAAUUUCUUAAGUAGUCAAUAUCGUUGAAGAGGAAUGCUAAAGAUUUGAAUAGAAAGUUAAUUCUCAAGUUGAAGAGGAAUUUUAACAAUAUAGUAUUUCUGAGGAAUUUUCUGAUAAUUUGAAAAGAUUCUAUUAUACAGACUUUGGUCUAUUCUUAAACUCAGAACUCCAGUUUAAAUAAAUACAGCUUUGA
Molecule: messenger RNA, 1713 nt
Organism: Paramecium tetraurelia
Lineage: Eukaryota; Ciliophora; Oligohymenophorea; Peniculida; Parameciidae
Exons: 2
Molecular function (GO): 5'-flap endonuclease activity; DNA binding; 5'-3' DNA exonuclease activity
Source: RefSeq, a predicted model, not a curated record